This is a messenger RNA of Megalops cyprinoides (Indo-Pacific tarpon), 917 nucleotides long. Its product is annotated as ATP synthase subunit f, mitochondrial-like. The record is from RefSeq and is a predicted model, not a curated record. Lineage: Eukaryota; Metazoa; Chordata; Actinopteri; Elopiformes; Megalopidae. Gene Ontology annotation, biological process: proton motive force-driven mitochondrial ATP synthesis. The transcript has 4 exons. The coding region runs from base 55 to 324 and encodes 89 amino acids. Gene Ontology annotation, molecular function: proton-transporting ATP synthase activity, rotational mechanism.
CUUUAAUACGGUAUUCGAAAUAGUCCAAAAGUCCUACAUUAACGGGUAUACAAGAUGGCUGAUAAACCAGUCCCUUUGGCCGAAAAGAGGCUGAUGGAUGUUAAGUUAGGAGAGCUCAUGUCCUGGAUAAGCACCAAGGACUUGUCUCCCAACGGAAUCAUCGCAGCUGUUCGCAGGGGACACGACAGAUACUACAACAAAUACAUCAACGUGAAGAAGGGUGGCAUUGGAGGAAUUGCCAUGCUCCUGACAAGUUAUGUCGUCUUAAGCUACAUAUGGGAAUAUGAUCACAUCAAGCAUGAUCGCUGGAGGAAAUAUCACUGAAAAAACUUUCCUGCUGACAGACCACUACAGUUCUGAGACCUCACUGGUCAGUAGUGUGAGUUCCACACCUGCAUCCAUUGUGUUCUGUAUCAAGUGAUGUGUGACCAAAAAUAAAAAACUUUCUUAUCUCUUGUGGGAUUAUUUUAAUUAAUUACACAUAAGAAUUAUAUUCAGUGUUCCCACUUGGAUUAAAUUAUAAUUUUCAAUGACUUUAAAUGAGUUAAGGCUAAACAAUAUUUUAAGAGAUUUUUGUGGGCACUUACUAGUGAAUACCAGACCUGCAAUAAUGGACUGCUGCACAAGCCAAAGAGCUAGCCAAAUUGCUGGAAGCAUCAACAUCAACAUGACUGGAAAAAUCUGGUAACUGUCAAGCCAGUCUGGUAGCAUGAAAGUUUCUUGACAUUGGGGGGGGUUACGGUGUGGGAAAUUUUCCCAUGACUUUUCAAGAUAUUUAGGCAUGUUCAUCUUUCCAGAAUGAAAAUACAAGGAUUUUGAGAUAUUGUGGGAACUCUGUAUUAAAUUCUUAAACAUGGAUACUAAUACGUAGAAGUGUAACUCGGCUAUGAGUUGAAUAGGUAUUUUAUCAGGUGGUA